This is a messenger RNA of Pocillopora damicornis (cauliflower coral), 2314 nucleotides long. Its product is annotated as adhesion G protein-coupled receptor D1. The record is from RefSeq and is a predicted model, not a curated record. Gene Ontology annotation, cellular component: plasma membrane. Gene Ontology annotation, molecular function: G protein-coupled receptor activity. Gene Ontology annotation, biological process: cell surface receptor signaling pathway; G protein-coupled receptor signaling pathway. NCBI's taxonomy places the organism in Eukaryota, Metazoa, Cnidaria, Anthozoa, Scleractinia, Pocilloporidae.
AAGGGAUAUUCUCGCAGAUGAAGAAGGGGAAGAAGCUAUGUUUUCCUCCUUUGCCCUUGAGGAGUUUAUAAUCAGAUUUUCCAAACGCAGAUUAAAAAUCACAAAUCCCGAAGCUAAUGCUACCAGCAAAGAACUGGCGUUUCAAGUCAGACGUAAUGUUCACCGAAAAGGAAGGGAUUUUCUCUUCAAUGGAAGCAAUGGGGAGAACUUUAUCAAGAUUCCCUCAGCUAAUCUACAUCCGAAUGGAUCCGUAGUACUCGGGAUUGAAUACAACAGCCUUCAGGAGCUUUUUUCAAACUACUCAGCAGGCUCUGGAGGAACCAACAAAACCUGGAUACUGGACAGUAAAAUUAUAUCCGCUGUAGUAGAUCCUUUGCUAGAAGUGCUAACAGAGAACGUCACCUUGGUUUUUCAAAACACGAAGGUGAAUCGUAAAAAAAGAACAUGUGUAUUCUGGAGCUUCUCUGAAGAAAACUUUGGGAGUUGGUCGAGUGAAGGAUGUCAAACAAAGAUGAUAUCCGAUCAUCAUACGGAAUGCGUUUGCAAUCAUCUAACCCACUUCGCCGUGCUCAUGGAUUUCACCGACAAUACUGAUGACGGGAAGUUUUUCAAUCAAGAUAAGACUCGUUCGACAAAUGAGCAUUACAAACUACUGACACUCCUCACCCGAGUAGGGAUGGCUUUAUCUCUCACUGGAGUCAUACUCACAAUUAUCAGCUAUCUUCAGCUCACAGACAGAAGUUCACCUUUGUGUCACAUACGGGUUGGUCUGACUUCCUGCAUUGGAGCAGGACAUAUCGUCUUUUUCGCUGGAAUUGACUCCACAGGAAACCAGGCUGCUUGUGUAGCUGUGGCCGCUCUUAUGCAGUAUUUCCUGAUGGCCAGUUUUUGCUGGAUGCUUGUCGAGGGGAUUUAUAUCUACUUAUUUGUUGUAAAGGUUUACAACAUUACCGGCAAAAUGCAUCCCUAUCAUGGAUUUUGCUGGGGACUGCCUGCAAUCAUAGUUGCUCUAUCUUUGGGUAUCGCCAUAGGAAAUGAUGGAAUUGAAACUUUUGUCAAUGAUGAAAACUGCUGGAUGUCCUCCUCUAACAAUAUCAUCUGGAUAUUUGUUUCCUUUGUUGGACUGAUCGCAAUUAUUAACAUGAUGAUCCUCGUGCGAGUUAUCAAGGAAUUAACAACCAUCCAACAGGUGAAGGAGAGCCAAACUAAGCAGAUCAGGCUUGGUGUCCGUGCAUGCGUGGUGUUAGCUCCAUUGCUGGGUGUCACGUGGCUGAUUGGUUUCCUUGUGCCGUUACACAUCGCCUUCUCCUACAUUUUUGUAAUCCUUAACUCCACGCAGGGAUUCUUCAUUUUCUUCUUUCACUGCUUGGGAAAUAGUGAGAUAAGGGGACGUUUCAAAAGAAGAGUCCAAAAAUUCCACCCAAGUGCAUUUAAUCAAAGGCAAGGUGACAAUAGAGGAAACUCUCAAGCUCGUCAAAGUCACAAUGACACUGGGAUUCCUGUGCGGGAUCGAGAGUAAUCAAGGGACUUUGAACUUUGGUCUUGCCAAUGGAAUGGGAGAAUACUAAAUGCAUUUAUAACCAGCUUCACUUAUGUUGCUUAGGCUGUAGCUGAUUCAAGUUAAUUCAAAUUGUAUUUGUACUGUUUUUUUUGUCCAGCUGCCAAGAAAUUUUCUUAACCACAGACUUAGCUUUUUUAAUGAUGUCUAAUCACAUUAACCUGGCAUCGUUGGCAUUUUAUAGAAUAAUUAUUUGUCUAAGAAUCAAAUUGCCAGAGAAUAACAGUUUAUGAUAAACUGAUUAAUCAUUUAACCGGUAAUCAGACCUGAACUGUAGAAAUUAAUUUUGGUGCAAUUAAAAUUUAUCAAGUACACAUAUAAAGUUUGAGGUAUGUAACAAUUAAUUGCAAAGUGGAAACUUCAGUUUAUUUCAUGACGGUUGAUCUUGGUGAGUAGGUUAUCAUCUUUAACUUGACAUCUCUACUUCCUAAUUACCACCCGUAGCUAAAAGCUCACCGAAAAGAAGCUGCUCCUUAUGGUUAAAACCCCUAAUAAUCAUAACCAUAAUUUAUGAAUGGAUCGCAUUCAGAGAGAUUUGCGUAUUCCCUGCAGUUUUUUGGAGGACAAGUUCAUAUUUUCUAUGAAACGAAAAACAUUUGUGACUGCUUGUCUAUCCGAAGUUGCGGCAUAUCAUUAAUAUGGACGACAUGAAAAGAACAAAACAAACCAAUACCUUCAUAUAAACUUUUUCGAUGAAAAUUAAAAAAAAUAAAAAAUAAAUUUAAAAAAACCCGCAGAUUUUAAUGGAUUAUCGCU